UUUUUAUUAAGUUUUAAUUUAUUAAUAUUAAGAUUAUUAAAUUUUAAUUUAUCAUUAAUUUUUUUAAUAAAAAAAUUAAAAAUUUUAUAUGAAUGAUCUAUUUAUAUAAAAGAUAUUUUUUUAAUUAAAUUAAUUUAUUAUUUUGAUUGAAUAAGAUUUUUAUUUAUUAGAACAAUUUUUUUAAUUUCUUCAAUGGUUAUUUUAUAUAGUAUAAAUUAUAUAAAUAAUGAUUUAAAUAUUAAUCGAUUUAUAAUAUUAAUUAUAAUUUUUGUUUUUUCUAUAAUUAUUAUAAUUAUUAGAAUAAAUUUAAUUGUAAUUUUAUUAGGUUGAGAUGGAUUAGGUUUAUCUUCUUAUUGUUUAGUAAUUUAUUAUCAAAAUAAAAAAAGUUAUAAUUCUGGUAUAAUUACAAUUUUAAUAAAUCGAAUUGGUGAUCUUUUUAUUUUGGUUUCUAUUUCUUUAAUAAUAAAAAAUUAUUCUUGAAAUAUUAUAUUUUUAAAUAAAUUAGAUUAUUUAUUAAUAUUAUUUAUUUUUAUUGCUUCAAUUACAAAAAGAGCUCAAAUUCCUUUUUCAACUUGAUUACCAUUAGCAAUAGCUGCACCAACUCCUGUUUCUUCAUUGGUUCAUUCAUCAACUUUAGUAACUGCUGGAAUUUAUUUAUUAAUUCGUUUUAAUUAUUUAUUUUCAAAUGAUUUUAUAUUAUUAAUUAUAAUUAUUUCUAGAUUAACAAUAUUUUUUUCUGGUAUAUCGGCAAAUUUUGAAUUUGAUUUUAAAAAAAUUAUUGCUUUAUCAACUUUGAGUCAAUUAGGUUUAAUAAUAUUUAUUUUAAGAUUUAAAUUACCUUUAAUUUCUUUUUUUCAUUUAAUUAUGCAUGCUAUAUUUAAAUCAUUAUUAUUUUUAUGUUCAGGAAUUAUUAUUCAUAAUUUUUUUAAUAAUCAAGAUAUUCGAAUAAUUUCUUUGAAUAAUAAUUAUAUAAUAUUUGUUAAUAUAGUAUUUUAUAUAGCUUCUUUGACUUUAAUAGGAAUACCUUUUUUAACUGGAUUUUAUUCUAAAGAUUUUAUUAUUGAAAUAUUUAAUAUAAAAUAUAAUAAUUAUUUUAUAUUUUUUAUUAUAUAUAUUUCUAUGGGUUUAACAGUUAGAUAUUCAUUACGUUUAAUAUAUUAUAUAAAUUUAAAAAUUUUAAAAAAUUUAAAUUUUUUAAAAUUUCAAUUAUUUAAUUUAAUAAAUUAUUCAAUUUUAGUUUUAAUUUUUAUAACAAUUUUUUUUGGUUCAAUAAUAAAUUGAUUAAUAUUUAAUUCUUUAAAUUAUAUUUAUUUACCUAUAUUUUUAAAGUUAAUAAUUUUUUUAUUUAUAGUUUUAGGAAUAUUAAUUGGAAUAAUUUUAAUAAAAAUUUUUUAUUUAAAAAAUAAUUUUUUAAUUUUUAUUUAUAAAUUUUUUAAUAUAAUAUUUUUUUUACCUUUAAAUUUUAAAAAAAGUAAAAUUAUUUUUAUAAAAAUAACUUCUAAAAUAUUAUUUAUUCAAGAUUUUGGAUGAAAUGAAUAUAUUUUAUUGAAAAAAAUUUUAUUUAUUAUAAAUUUAAAUAAUUUAUUUAUAUUAAAUAAAAAAUUUAGAAUUUUUAAUUUAAUAAUUUUUGUUGUUUAUAUAUUUAUGUUAAUA
Cotesia glomerata is the source of this 1653-nucleotide messenger RNA. RefSeq names its product NADH-ubiquinone oxidoreductase chain 5-like. Gene Ontology annotation, biological process: electron transport coupled proton transport; ATP synthesis coupled electron transport. Gene Ontology annotation, molecular function: NADH dehydrogenase (ubiquinone) activity. Lineage: Eukaryota; Metazoa; Arthropoda; Insecta; Hymenoptera; Braconidae. The transcript has a single exon. The annotation marks the transcript as partial. The record is from RefSeq and is a predicted model, not a curated record.